Molecule: messenger RNA, 2349 nt
Organism: Chelonus insularis
Lineage: Eukaryota; Metazoa; Arthropoda; Insecta; Hymenoptera; Braconidae
Product: beta-1,3-galactosyltransferase 5-like
Exons: 3
Coding region: 616-1644 (342 amino acids)
Cellular component (GO): Golgi membrane
Molecular function (GO): hexosyltransferase activity
Source: RefSeq, a predicted model, not a curated record
GAUCAUUACUCCAAAAUUGUGAAGACAUUGUUAGACCUCAAAUGACAGCCACUGAUUCUUUUAUAACUCCAGCCAAUUAUUUUUUACGCACUUCCUUACGUUAAUUUACAUGAUUUUGAUUAGAAAAUUAUGCAAAGUAGUAUAGUUCAAAUUCCCCUUUUGAAGUGAGUGCGCCACUAAACAUAAAAGUAAAAUAAGAAUGAUAAGAAGUGGUAUCAUACAAGAAGGAUGAUAAGAGCUUGAAAGGGGUGAUAGUAUCCUUCCUACGUUGUCUAAUACGACUGAUGUUGACGCCUAACUGAAAGUAAUAAACAAUAGUGGUAUUAUAGUAGCUAAACCUUGUAUCAAGUAGUAUGUCCUUAUAUUAUACCAACAUACCGGUCAUUGAACAUAAAUAUAAAUCAAAAGUGCAUACGUUACAUUGACGUAUGCCGACGUAGAUACUUUUCAAAUAUUUACAAGUGCAUAAGUAGUGGAUUCUACUUCUUUUAGGACAUUUAUUUUAAUCGUAUGAUGUCUGUGACAUCCACAAUUCGUGUGGAAGUUAUCAGUUCGUUCAGACCUCGCAAAAAAUAUAUAUAAAGGAUGUCGUGAGUAGAAUGAAAGAGUACUAGUAUGUUGGAUAAGCGGCGGCUUCAUGGCCACGUGUCGCCGCCUUAUAGCCUUGGAUUCGUGAUUGCCCUCGUUUUCUUGGGCUGUUUUUCCUUUUGGAUGCUAAUUGGAUGUCCUGCUGAAGUAGUAGUUCCGGGAUAUAUUCUUUUAGUUCCUGAUAAUGCAUCAACUUUACCUAUUCCAUACGCAUUGAACGAACUGCCGUCCAGUGAUGAAACGACACUAAUCAACCUUAGAAAUUUUAAGUUUAUGAUUAAUCAUGAUCCUUGUAAUAAAACACAGCCACUAUUGUUAAUACUGAUCCACUCAGCACCGAGUAAUGCUGCUAAACGUCAUGUUAUAAGAGAAACUUGGGGAAAACAGACACCAGAAGUAGUAAUUUUAUUUUUCGUGGGACUGACUGAAGAGUAUCAAUCAAGAAUUAUUCAGGAGGAUAACGAAUAUCAAGAUAUUAUUCAAGGAAAUUUCUUUGAUGCGUAUAGAAAUAUUACGUAUAAACACGUCAUGGCAUUAAAGUGGGCCACAUACUAUUGUUCAAGUGCCAAGUACAUUUUAAAAUUGGACGAUGACGUUUUUGUUCAUAUUCCGGCGGUAUUAGAUUUUCUAAAACAUGAUCUUUCACCGUGGGGAGCAAGACGGUUAAUUCUAUGUGAACUAUUGUCAAGAAAAUUAGUAAAACGAUCAUGGCGUUCAAAGUGGAGAGUUUCACCCCUAGAAUAUCCUGCUAGGUACUAUCCAGAUUACUGCUUAGGUUGGGCUAUUUUAUAUUCACCGGAUAGUGUAUUUCUACUGUAUAAAGAAGCUCAAAAAGAACCAUAUUUUUGGAUUGAUGAUGUCCAUAUCACGGGAACAGUGGCUAGGAAAGUAAAUUUAACUCACAGUCCGAUGCAUUCUCUUAUAUUGACAACUAAAGACAUGCAAGAACUUAUUAAGAAUCCAAGUGCUCAUAAGGAGUAUUUAUUCGGACCGCCUAACUUAGCAGAGGAACACAUUAAAGCUUUGUACCGAUUAAGUAUUUCUAAUUCGGUAUGACCGUAAGUAAUUGUCUUUAUAAAUAAUUAUUCAUCAAAUAAUAGGUAUAAAAACUUGACAUAUAGAUAGAAUGAGAACAAUUCAUUUCCAACCCUAAGGGAUAUAGACAAUGGCCUUGAUUGUGCGUUUGAUUUUUUAUAUUUAUAUUGAUCGAUACUCAACCGAAAGAGUUUUUUUAGGUUUUAUUCAAUAUUUUUAUAUUCAUUUAAAGUUUAUACAACUUUUCUUUCAUUUUAUUUAUCAAUUAUCGAUGGUAAAGUCAUUUUUAAUUAUGAUUUGAGUAAAGAAAAUUAGUGGUUAUUUUUAUUAUCAACUAAUACUUUACUAACAUAGUUACCGAAUCUCAUACAUGUGAUAAAAAAGAUGGCAAUGAAAUAUUAAUUUCAAAGUCAGCAUAUUAAUUGAAAUACUUACGAAAAAUUUGAGCUUAACAUGUUACAUCUUUAUUGUUUUAAAGUUAUACUUUUCAUUUAAACAAUUCCCUAUAAGUUAAAGAAUUAUGGGAAUAAUUAUUACAAGUAAUACGAAAAUUAGUGAUAUAUUCGCCAAAAUAAAAGUUAAGAAAGUGUGUAAAAAUGUAAAUAAUAUAAAGAAAUGAGAUAUUUGGAAGCUAUUUAAACAUGAAAUUCUACGAAAUUUCGAACAAAUUUAAAAAAGUAAAUGUUAUUUAAUUAGAUUACAUGUCAUGAAUACAAAACUAAUGAA